UCGGCAGGCUGCUUAACCCCGCGCAUGCGCAGACCGGCUCGAUUUGAGCAUUGUAUUUCCUGCUUGCUGUUUCCACUCGAAGCGAUGGCAGAAGUGAAAGCUUCCCUGAUUUGUGGCGUUAUAGCGGCUAUCCUGUCUUCGGCCGCGCUUGCAUUUGUUGAAGAUCUAGAUGACACAUUUAAAGACACCAGAGUGAAUGAUGUCUGGCUGGUUGAUUUCUAUGCGCCGUGGUGUGGCUACUGUAAAAAGCUCGAGCCAAUCUGGCAUGAUGUGGGAGUCGAGCUGAAGAGCUCUGGGUCGCCGGUCCGCGUCGGAAAGAUGGAUGCCACUGCUUACUCUGGAAUGGCAUCAGAGUUCGGUGUCCGUGGUUACCCCACAAUAAAACUGUUAAAGGGUGAUCUUGCCUAUAACUACAAGGGACCAAGGACAAAAGAUGAUAUUGUUGAGUUUGCCAACAGGGUGGCAGGACCAGCCGUCAGGGCACUUCCCAGCAAGCAAAUGUUUGAGCACAUGAUGAAACGACAUGAUGUGCUUUUUGUGUAUGUCGGCGGCGAGUCUCCCCUCAAAGAAAAGUACAACGACGUUGCCUCUGAACUCAUUGUCUACACUUAUUUCUUCUCGGCUCCAGAGGAUGUCUUUCCAGAGUCAGUAACUUUGCCAGAGCUUCCUGCGGUUGUGGUCUUUAAGGAUGGGGCCUACUUUACCUAUGAUGAGUAUGAAGAUUCUAGUUUGUCAUCGUGGGUGAACAAGGAGCGCUUCCAGGGAUACCUUCAGAUCGACGGCUUUACACUAUACGAGCUCGGGGAAACAGGCAAAUUGGUCGCGAUUGCAGUCAUCGAUGAGAAGGACCCCACAGAGGAGAGUCGCAGAUUAAAGGCCUUGAUUCAGAGGGUGGCGAAGGAAUACAGGGAACAUUUUAACAGGGACUUCCAGUUUGGCCACAUGGAUGGGAAUGACUACAUUAACAGCCUCAUUAUGGGCGAGGUGACGGUGCCCUCCGUUAUCAUCCUCAACACAUCCAACGAGCAGUAUUUCCUGCCCAGUGAGCCGAUUGAGACCAUGGAGCAGCUGGUCCAAUUCAUCAAUGGUGUUUUGAACGGUUCUGCACAGGCAAAUGGAGGUGACGGAUUCAUUCAGAGGAUCAAACGUAUAGCCUUUGAUGCCAGAUCCACCAUUAUGUCAGUGUUUCGCAGCUCUCCGCUGCUGGCCUGCUUCCUGUUUGGCCUACCGCUGGGUGUAAUUAGCCUGAUGUGCUAUGGCAUCUGCACGGCUGAGUCGGAUGACGGUUCAGAUGACAUAGAUGCGCUCAAGAGGGAGGGCCUGACUGAUGAAGAGGAUGAAGAAGAGGAGGAGGAGGAGGAGGAGGAGGAGAGGCAACGCGCCACUGAGCUGGAGGGUCCCGAAGAGGGCGAGAUCGAGGAAGACGAUGUCAGAGUGAAGGAUCCUGAAGAGAAGAAAACCGAUUAACACAGGGGCUCCCGUUGGAUAGAGGAUGAUGGGCCUAGUCAAAUGCAGUGACAUGAAACUCAAAGAACUAUCAAUGUAUUACUAUUCUGCGUCUUUGUCUUUCAUAUCACUUCCCCUCAGAGCCCCUCGAGCGCAGACUCUUCCCCCAUCUUUGAGUUCUGUGUUUAAGGUCGGCUGCUCAGUGAAGCCAUAAAAUCAUGUUUCAAACUAACAGCCUUUUUUAUAAUGGAGUGUAAACGCACACUGUUCAAGAGAAGGCGGGAUGGCUGUGAACCUAGCAAACCACUUAUUUAUUAUGAAUCAACCAACCAGUGGUUAAUUCCAUGUGAUUUUGACCCUUUCUCUUUGUUUUCUAAAAUGCCCCUAUUUAUUUUUAUUUUUUUUGUUAAAUGUCAAUUUCCUCCUAUUUUAUUUUUUUUUUAUUCUACUUUACUAUAUUAUCCUUAAUAUUGCCUUUAAAUAAUUAGACUUUUUGUCAACCAAAUAUUACCUAUAUUAUCAAAUAUAUAGUGAUUGGCGCGGGAAGAAAGCAAAGGAAGUGCCCAAGAAGGAAAAUCUGCCAUAAAUGAUUUAAAAAUUUUUUUUUUUAUUGUAUGUUCUUGCCUGAAAAUACUUCUUCUUCUUCUUCUUCUUCUUCUUCUUCUUCUUCUACUAGGGGCGUGAAGUGCUGAGACAGUCAUUCAUUUAAAUUUAUUUCUCAUGCCAGCAACCUUUUGAUGUCCAAUUAUGAGGCAAGUAAUUGGUAAUCAGUCGGUCUGAUACUAGAAUGUGGCAAAUGCGCAUUUCUUUCCAUUUUACGACCUACCUGCUCAAAAUUCCUAGCCUAGAUGUGUUGUACCUGUGAGGAGACACCCAUACCACGCAUCAGUAGUUCCUGCAGCUUUUAACAACUCAUGUGCCUCAGAUAGACUGGCUCUGUCAGUUUCCAUAUUUCAAUCUGUCCUCCAUCACUGGUUGCAAUAUUGAAUUCAGUAGGCAGGUUGAGGUUUAAAUCCCAAUGCACUGAGACGUACACUGAGCGUACAAAAUAUUGAACCAGUCUCCCUUCCUAGUCGUUGGUUUUACUUCCUUUUUCUGUAAUAACCCAUUAUUGUUAGGUUUCUUACGGCAUUGACAUUCAUCUCUAGCCUAUUUUCUUACCUUUUUGGCUGAAAUGUAUGUAAUAGCUGAUAUUAAGUAUGGGUUGCGGCUUCUUCUUGGAUUCAAGUGGCCUGCCUAUUACAAUACAGGACAAAUGUUCCUAAAACCUGCCACACCCAGCAGAAGAGUGCACCUUGUUGGAGUUGGUAGUGAGGCACGUUAAAGCACCUGAGAACAUGAUUCAUUAUCUUAAGUAUGUUCAGUAUAAAUUCAGCAUGUGUGACUUAAAAAAGGAAAAAAUAAAGGUAAACCCGUUAAAACUCAAAAGAACUCAGGGUGUAAUUUUGA
Molecule: messenger RNA, 2895 nt
Organism: Etheostoma cragini (Arkansas darter)
Lineage: Eukaryota; Metazoa; Chordata; Actinopteri; Perciformes; Percidae
Gene: tmx3b
Product: thioredoxin related transmembrane protein 3b
Exons: 16
Coding region: 25-1467 (480 amino acids)
Biological process (GO): peptidyl-cysteine oxidation
Cellular component (GO): endoplasmic reticulum
Molecular function (GO): protein disulfide isomerase activity
Source: RefSeq, a predicted model, not a curated record